Messenger RNA from Diospyros lotus (date-plum), 2422 nucleotides. RefSeq names its product protein arginine N-methyltransferase 7. The record is from RefSeq and is a predicted model, not a curated record. Gene Ontology annotation, molecular function: protein-arginine omega-N monomethyltransferase activity. Bases 26 to 2320 code for a protein of 764 amino acids. Lineage: Eukaryota; Viridiplantae; Streptophyta; Magnoliopsida; Ericales; Ebenaceae. Gene Ontology annotation, biological process: peptidyl-arginine methylation. The transcript is spliced from 14 exons.
UUUGCAAAUUUCCCUUUUGGCUUUGAUGACACUCACUGUGAAUGCAGGCCUUAAACCCCAGACAACUUUGAUGCGCUCUUUCAUCCCCAAAACCCUACAAAAUUGCACAUUUCCCCUCCUCACCGUCACUGGAAUCCUCCUCCGUGUUUUUCGCCCAAUCGGCCAUUUCAGCUCAACCGACGCCCGAACCAUGAGCUCCUCCUCCUCGGGCUCGGGAUGCAUUUUCCAGCUGAAAGUCGAUCCGCUCACCGGUAACUCAGAAUGGGUUGUAAUCGAAGAACACGAAGCUCCCGAUCCUUCUUCUUCUUCUCCUCCGCAGCAACCCUUAUUGGCGACGACAUCAUACCUCGACAUGCUCAAUGACUCUCCCCGCAACUCAGCCUUCCGCCAAGCCAUCGACAAGACCAUUACCAAACCGUGCCAUGUUCUUGAUAUUGGUGCCGGAACUGGCUUGUUAUCGAUGAUGGCUGCACGAGCUAUGGACUCUGUGAAGUCAACAUCAUGUUUGAGUUCGGAGGGAAUGGUGACAGCAUGUGAGUCAUACCUUCCAAUGGUGAAGCUGAUGAGAAAAGUUCUGCGACUCAAUGGUAUGGAAAAUAAAGUACGUUUAAUCAACAAGCGGUCCGAUGAACUAGAAUUUGGCGCAGAUAUCCAUUCACGUGCAGACAUUCUUGUCAGUGAGAUACUUGACUCAGAGUUGUUGGGUGAAGGAUUAAUUCCAACUUUACAGAAUGCACAUGACAAUCUAUUGGUAGAAAACCCGCAGACAGUACCUUAUCGAGCAACCAUAUAUGGCCAGUUGGUUGAAAGUGAGUAUUUGUGGAAGCUUCAUGAUUUAUAUAAUAAUGAAGCAAAAGCUUCAGACAACAUCCGACUUGUUCCAAUGGGGAAAGAGACAAUUUUAUGUGUGAAGUCAAAACAAUUUGUCAUGCAUUGCAGUGCAAUGAAAGAUGAAAUCAAACUUCUAUCAGAACCCUUCAAAAUUUUUGAAUUUGACUUUUGGAGAAGGCCAGAAAGCCAAGGAAAAACCAAGGUCCACAUAAAGGCAAUUAAUGAUGGUACAGUUCAUGCUGUUAUUUCAUGGUGGAAACUUCAGCUUGAUUGUGAAGGAAGAAUCAUUUAUUCCACUGGUCCAAAAUGGAUAAGGUUUCUAUUUAGCAUGAAUUCACAAUCAUCAUUACCUAGUUCAAUGGAUUGGUGUGAUCACUGGAAACAAUGUGUAUACUUCAUCCCAGGAAAAGGUUUGUCCGUGUCCAAGGACGAAGAGCUUCACUUACAUGCAUAUCAUAAUGACAUCAGUAUCUCAUAUAAUUUGGAGAGUCAAGACCUGGAUACAGAAACUCCUUGUGAUGAAUUUGCUAGAGAUAAUCAACUGAUUCUAUCACCAGAAAGAGUUGCAAUUUAUGGAGAUAACAAUUGGAGAUGCUCCAUGAUAGAAGCUGUUAAAAAGGCUGUGCAGGGAAAAAUUUCUCCAUUAUGUGUUGUUGCAGAUGAUAGUAUUUUCUUAACAGUUGCCAUUGCUUAUCUCUGCAAAACAUCACAUGUAAUCUCAUUAUUUCCGGGGCUGCGAGAAAAAGGUGCCAAAUAUUUGGAAGCUGUUGCUGUUGCAAAUGGUUGCUCAAUGGAUCAAAUUAGAGUUCUUGAGAAGCGGAAAAACAGCUUGACCAUGCAUGAUACUCGUCAAAGAAAGGUUGAGCUCUUGGUUGGAGAACCAUUUUAUUAUGGGAACGAUAAUGUGCUUCCAUGGCAAAACCUGCGGUUUUGGAAGGAACGGACUAUGCUGGACCCUGUCCUGUCUGCUGAUGCACUGAUAAUGCCUUGUAAAGGAAUCCUGAAGGCUUCUGCAAUGUCUCUUCCUGAUAUUUGGAGAAGUCGCCGUUACUUACGACAGAUUGAAGGUUUUGAUCAUUCUGUAGUGAAUGCCACCUUAGGGGCAUGUGGUGAUUCUCCUGACCCCCAAGGGAUCCCUUGUCUACCCUUUUUUAUCUGGCAGUCUGGGGAGAAUAAGGGUCUAAGUGAAGCAAUUUCAGUCUUGGAGUUUGAUUUCACCAAACCCAUACAUCCAUGUCUUGGGAAAACCCAGGUUGAAUUUAAAGAGGCCGGGAUGUGCCAUGGUUUUGUGCUCUGGAUUGAUUGGGUGAUGGACAUGGACAACUCGAUUGUGCUUUCAAGAGGACCUGAGCAAAGAUACUGGAAACAAGGAGUGAAGUUAUUGAGCGAGCCUGUGAGAGUUGGAAAGCAUGGAUCAGCAGAAAUAGAGGCAUCCCUCAAUCCCUCGGAUGGUGAACUCAUCCACUUCAACUACACUUUCUUCAACUAAAUUUCUCAACUUGCAUUGACAAACCACUAGGCAUUGUUUGUUUCAAAAAAUUGUUUGUUUUUAAGAAUAGCCAUUUAUGUUUUGAGAAAUGACCUUUGAGUC